Messenger RNA from Pelobates fuscus (common spadefoot toad), 553 nucleotides. Its product is annotated as baculoviral IAP repeat-containing protein 5.1-like. The coding region runs from base 20 to 508 and encodes 162 amino acids. The transcript is spliced from 4 exons. The record is from RefSeq and is a predicted model, not a curated record. Lineage: Eukaryota; Metazoa; Chordata; Amphibia; Anura; Pelobatidae.
UCUUUUGUUUUCUAUCGGCAUGCAGCUAGCUGAGAUUAUGUGUAAACAGGCAAUACAGCGUUUGCAGGAUUACAGACAUAUGUAUGAUUAUGAGAAACGUCUUAGUACGUUUUCAGAUUGGCCCUUCACUGAAAACUGUAAUUGUACACCUGAAAAUAUGGCCAAAGCUGGGUUUAUACACCGCCCAUCUGAAAAUGAACCUGACGUGGUCUGCUGCUUUUUCUGUCUGACAGAGCUGGAAGGCUGGGAGCCAGAUGACAAUCCCUGGACAGAGCACAUCAAACGUUCUUCGACCUGUGGCUUCCUCAACCUUUCAGGCAGUGUAAAUGAUCUAACCGUGGAAGCCUUUCUACGUUUGGAGGCUGACCGGAUCAAAUGUUUCUAUCGUGUAUUUUCUACUCUGGUCCUUAAUUCUGUUGACGAGGCACGGAAGGCUACUACUAAACGUCUUCUGGAGUACUUUUCUAAUCAGCAUCACUGCUCCAUAGAUCUGGACAGCGAGCUUUGAAUUCGAUAUCAAGGCCAAAAAUGAGAUGCAGUCUUCUGUUGUCAU